AUGGACAGCAGACAACCUCCUAUGGUGCAAAAGCUGCAAACAAUAUAUUUGCGCUUUACUCUUUUAGAGUGUCCCACUAUGACUCUAUAUCCGAGUCAGCUCUAUGUAGAUUUUGGAAAAAAAGUUACAUUUAGAGCAACAAUAGAAGCCUCAAUGCAUUAUCCAACCGCUGGACGAUGGCAGAAAAUUCAAAAUGGCGUCGUUAUAAAAACUAUAGACCCCAAUGAAGAGAAGUAUCUAGACACCGAUGCAUUGUAUACCCCUCAACUCGUGAUAAACAACGCGGAAUUCGACGACGUAGGAGAUUACCGACUAAACGUCAGAAUCUCCGAUCUUUGGUGCUCAAGCUACAAUGUUAGACUGCAAAAAGUAUAUGGGGUAUUGAAUUACAAUGCCAGAUGUAACCAGGACAGGGAAUGUGACGAAAGAAAAAAUUUACGGUGUACAAACCAAAUAUGUCUGUGUUACAGUUCGAAUUAUCCUUACAAUCAAACGUGUUUUUCAAAGUCGAACCUACGUGCAUCAAUUUCCAAUAGCAACAUUAGCGAAACUUCAAUCCACUUUGAGUGGAGACAUCCGACCCAUUCUGAUCUGAUACAACACUACUCAAUUACUAUCCGUCACAACAACGGAACUACUAUAACCAGCUCACUGGUCAGCAAACAGACAAACUUCACCUUCCAGUACGAGUUCAUACCUGGUAACAAAUAUUAUCUCAGGGUUACCUCUCAUGUGCGGAUCAACAAUCCAAGCGAAACAUUUACUAUUUACAGAGAGCAAAGCCUAGUUUUAGCUCCCUUAUCCCCUGGUCUUAUUGAUAGACACCAUAGCAGUUUUCACCCGGAGAGGUUACAUCUUAAAUGGGCAGUACCAAUUAACAACACAAGGGUCGAUUCCUACUCAAUAUCUAUCAGUGAUGGGUAUUCAUCACCCUCUUUCUCCUCGUCGUCCAAUAAUAAGGAAAUUACCUCCAGGAGAUUCCUACCUGGCACAAACUACACGGUAACACUCUACGCAAUAAGCUACGGAUCUAGUAGUCCACGACACACGGAGGAGAUUGAGACGCUGCGUACACCUUAUAUAACAAUUACUCCUUCCGGUUGGCCAAACAUACCUUAUCUUUCAAACUUGGAGGUGAAAUGUACAAUAAGGAACAGUUCUGGUUUUCCUUCGACAUUGGAAACAAAAUGGCAGAGAAAUAAACUUGACUUCAAUAUAUCAGAUGCAAUGUACAAAGGCAGUUCUCUAGAUUUGUUUAACCCCAAACUUGUUAUUAAUCGGAUUGACCGGGAUGAUGAUAUUUAUUAUCGAUGUAUGGCAAAGAACUCGGAGGGUUGGGGUUCAAGUGUUUCUGAUAUUCUCAUUGAUGUCAGAGGAAGCAUAAAAUUUAUGAAGUCAUGCAAUUACAACAGGGAAUGUUUAUAUACUGCUCCUUUAACAUGUAGAGAUAAACUGUGCUUAUGCGACUCCAGCUAUUAUCAUAAAAAUGAAGUGUGUUACCGAAGGAAUGAAUUACAGGCACAAAACACACGUAUAGAAAGUACAACAUGUGAUAUUUCAAUAACUUGGAACCAUCCUUCUCGGAAUGCAGAUCUUGUGACCGGAUACGAAGUUUACCUACAAGAGAAAACCGACAACAGUUGGAAGUCGUCAGAAAGAAUUUAUGCCGGAAGCAACACGGAAUUUACCUCACCAUGCUCUCUUCAAUCCGGACGCUUAUACCGAUUUUUCAUUCGUUCUCAAAUUGUGCUCAGCAAUCCAGCACAAGUCAUAUCAGUGGAUUCAUCAUACUUAUAUACCAUCCUAGAACCUCGGAAACCUGGUGCAAUAAUAGAAAAUCUAAGUAAUUUUUCUGCUGAUGGUCUUCAUCUAAAAUGGGAAGAAAGUGAUGCUUUUGUCAACCGGUACCGGGUGAACAUUGAAGACAAGGCGCAAGAAACAAGAGACAGUAAACCAGAAAUAAAAUGGAACAAACUUUUACUUCCGGUCACGCUGUACAAUGUAACAAUAACGGCGAUCAGUUAUGGAUUUACUACAAAUUAUUAUCAUAUCAAAAGAGAAAGUGCUCCAGCUACUUACUGGAUAAUGACUGCUGAAUCACAAUACUCGGGGAAGGCGUACAUGUCGUACGGAGAUGGUGACUGCGUCAUUACAGGUGAUGACGUCACAAGUCCUGCUCUUCCAUCACCCACUACUGUCUAUGUAGGAGAUGGAUCUAACGACGGUUUUAAUUAUGUUGUCAUCGGAACAAACGGAGUGAUUGGACUUGGGGAACGUUUCAACAGUGAAUCUAUAUUUACCAUGGACUCAAAACACGUAAAACAAAGACAAAUUUUCUGUCCAUUCUGGACCGAUUUGGCCUCGAAAGAUGAUGAGGGCAAAGUAUACUACAACACUUACAGAAGAGGGAAAGAAGGAGAGCAUAUAGAUUCAAUGUUUAUGGAGAAGGCUGAUGGUAUAGUAAAGAAACAUUUUAAAGAUAUGAGAGAUUUUAAAGCUACUUGGCUUGUAAAAGUCACCUGGGAGAACAUGACUUUGUAUGGUCAUAAGGACCAGAAAAUCACGUUCCAGAGUUUCCUUAUAACCGAUGGAGAGAACACAUUCGCUGUAAUAAAUUACAUCGACGUCAAUUUAAAAACGAUAAAAAACCUUCCAAUUUCCAUAGGAUACAGAUACAGAGAUUUCUUUGUGAAAAAUUCAUUUACAAACAAAAAAAAUUCAUUUAAGAUGAGCCUCGUUCCUGGAAAUCGAGGAGAACGGGGCUUUUGGAUUUAUAAAAUGACAGACGGAAUAAAAUCAAAAAGAGAGGAGAAAGAAUGUUUCUUCUGGUACUCAUUCAACAUUGAAAAACAGAUUCAUCACGGUUUGUCCCAGGUUCUCAGUGACAUACGAUGUCCAUGCGAUCCACGUCUACUCAGGUUUGAUCCACGUUACGCCAUCAACAGAUUCGACAAGUCCAGGCGGCUGUUGUGUUUUGCCUCACUUACACUAGGCACUAAUGUAGAAUGUUGUUAUGACAUGUAUGCUGAUGUCAAUGACCUGGGACCUCUGAGGCGAGCACCACCUUUUGCAGGAACGGUUUUGCAGUAUAAUCCAUUCUUCCAAAGAUAUCAGUACACGAAUUAUGACCAAAAGCCGAAGGAGCUUUGUUGCAAAACUGGGCAUUGUAACUGGUAUUACGAAGUUCGUCCGAUUCCACAGUGCUAUUGGAGGUCACCUUUUCAACCAGGAAUUAAUUUUGGUGAUCCUCAUAUUACGACUCUUGAUGGCUUUGACUACACGUUCAAUGGAUAUGGAGAAUAUACUAUGAUUAAGAUAAACACAAGCACUGCAUCAUUUAACUUACAAGCAAGGACAGAGUUAGCUACAAACGAAAACGGAACAACUAUAAACGCAACCAUUUUCAGUGCGUUUGCAGCAAAAGACCAAACGGGAUCCUCAUUGCAAAUUGAAAUGUCACGUGACAAAAAGGGAAUGAUUAUUACUGGCAAUGGAAUAGACCUUACAAAUAGGUUUAGAAAUGCAAAUUACACAUUUCUGAAUGAAAACCUAACAAUUUACUGGGAAAAUCGCACAAUAGCAGCAUCGUUUCUGAAGUCUUUGCACACUAUGAAGAUAAGCCUUGGAAAACGUUUUCUGAUAUGCGAAACUCUGAUUAAUGAAAAAUACAAAGGAAUGACAACAGGUUUGAUGGGGAACUUUGAUGGCAACAAAACUAAUGAUUUUAUAUUACCGAAUGGGACCAUGCUUCCACACAAUGCAACGAACAGCGAAAAGAAGAUAUUCUACAACUUUGGACAACAAUGGUCCGUAAACAAGGAAUCUUUAUUUCAAUAUGGUGACGAAUUAUCCUACUGGAACUACUCACAUCCCGAGUUUGUUCCAAUGUUUACUGAUGAAGUAGAUAAAGGACGAUUGAACGAGGCUAUACAGAAGUGCGGAUCGAAUUCUUCAAAAGCCUGCAUAGCUGACUAUCUCGCCACUGGAGACAUUUCUUUGGCAAAAGUUUCGGGGGAUAAAGAACAUGAUUCUAAAUUAGAUAUUGAAACAAUAGAAAACGAAACACCACAGAUUUCGGGAAACACAACGUUGUAUGUCGAGGCGAAUAAAGAAGUAGAAUUGAAAUUCAAUGUGUCAGACGAUGGCAAGGAAAAGCCAACGUUAAAGCUUUUGAAGAAACCAGAUGAUUUCUACCUAAACGAUGAAACAAACACGGCUAGAUGGACUCCUAAACAAUCCAGUAUACCUGAAAUAAGCAUUGUAGCCAUUGACGGUCAAGGGGCACAAUCAUCUGCUCUAGAGUUUAACAUUGUGCAAUGUGAUGGAUGUGGUAUCCACGGAGAGUGUGACUUUGACAGCACAGUUGCAAUAAGUGACCUAGCAAAGAGGGCUAGGUGCAAUUGUCAAACAGGAUUUUCAGGUGAUACGUGUGAUAUUGACACAGAUGGCUGCUCACAAAACCCUUGUCCACUAUAUAGAAACUGCACAGACCUUCCACCCGAGGAAGAAACCAUGUUUGGUCGAGGAUAUAACUGCUCGAGUUGUCCUCUUGGAUAUAAGGAUGUUGAAAAUAAAUGUCAAGAUAUUGACGAGUGUGAAUCAAAUGACAAAUCCUGUGAUAACUCUAAAGAAACUUGCGAGAACUCUGAUGGUAGUUAUAUAUGUAACUGUGUCGGCGGGUACCGGAAACUAAACCAACAAUGCAAUGAUAUAGACGAAUGCCUUGAGAAACGGUCUGGUUGUGAACAGCUCUGUCAAAACACCCCCGGAUCUUUCUCGUGUUCCUGUCUCCCUGGAUUUGGGUUGAACGCAGAUAAAACAACUUGCAGUCAAACAGAUGCUGAUAUCUGUAAGAAUUUUGAGAAAAAAUGUGAAUACUCAUGCAGUGAAAUAGACGGAGUGACCCAAUGCAUUUGCCCUUCCGGUUACACAUUAACUGACAAUGGAAUCAACUGUACAGAUAUUGAUGAAUGCAGUCUGGCUACGACUCCAUGUGACCAGGAAUGUACCAACCUUAAUGGAUCAUUCCAAUGUACUUGUCGUCCUGGAUACUCUCUUGAGGAGGACAAAACAACGUGCUCCAGGUGUGAGUUGCCAAAUUACGGAGUAAACUGUAGCCAGGUGUGUGAAUGUGGCCCAGGUGUUGACAGGUGUGAUUCCGUCAGUGGAUGUGUCUGCCUGUCGGGAUGGACCGGGAAGAACUGUGACGAAGAUAUUGACGAGUGUCAGGAAAAUCCCAACAUAUGUGGCAUACAAAGGGUCUGUGUCAACAACGAGGGGUCCUAUCGAUGUGUUUGUGGAGAAGGAUUGCAACUUGUUGAGAAUACCUGUGAAGAUAUCGAUGAGUGCGGAGAUGAUGCCUUGAAUAACUGUCCCCAAGAGACCACAGAGUGUGUGAAUUCGUUCGGUAACUACAGUUGUGAGUGCAAACCAGGAUUCCAAGGGCAGGGUUCACACUGUAAAGAUAUAGACGAAUGCCACCUUGGUAUACAUAAAUGUUCCCAAGCCUGCCAAAAUUUGCCUGGCAGUUACAAUUGUCUGUGUUAUUAUGGAUUUCUUCUGAAAGAAGAUCGUAUUACCUGUGAAAUAGACAAAAACUCCUGCUCUUCGUAUCCAAACCUGAACUGUACGUAUGGGUGUAGGAAGAUCAACGACAAUAAAGGAGUGUGCUUCUGUGAGAGUGGCUACGAAGUUCAAAGCGACGGGUCCUGUAUAGACGUAAACGAGUGCCUUAAUACAUCAACUUGUGACUAUAACUGUACCAAUAAGAAAGGUUCGUUUACUUGUUCAUGCGAUGUUGGAUACCGACUAGGAAACGAUGGCAAGAGUUGUACAGUAUGUAACCCGGGGUUCUACGGAGAAAACUGUGAGACACCGUGCAGAUGUGGGCGGGGAACAAAGGAGUGUAACAACACUAAGGGGUGUGUCUGUAGUUCCGGCUGGAGGGGAGAGACUUGUGAGGAAGACAUCAACGAGUGUGACAGCAGUCCGUGUACAGGGGAACACGAAGUGUGCCUCAACACACCAGGGUCCUUCCGGUGUAAUUGUGUCCAAGGGUUCAAAAACAGUUCCGGAACAUGUGAAGAUAUUGAUGAGUGUCAAGAACCACACAUAUGCCACCAGCUAUGUAGUAAUACAAACGGCAGUUACUCGUGUGGGUGUAAGGCUGGGUAUGAGCUGAUUAAUUUCAAGGACUGUGUUGAUAUUGAUGAAUGCGCUAAAGCCCGGUGCAGUAAAUGUUCCAACUGGCCUGGAAGCUUCAAGUGUUCAUGCAGUAACGGUUACCGAUUGAACGCCACGACACUGAGAGAUUGCGAGAAUAUUGACGAAUGUCACGAAAACACCCACAACUGUUCCCUGAACGCCACAUGUACUGAUACAGACGGGAGCUUCAGGUGUAGCUGUCAUAUAGGAACGCACGGAGACGGCUACGAUUGUACAGUCUGUCCUCCGUUUACCUAUGGCGAGCAAUGUUUUGAAGACUGUAAAUGUGAAAAGAACAAUAGUGACACAUGUGACGCUGUUACCGGUAGUUGUCACUGUAAGACAGGAUGGACCGGUGAUACCUGUUCACAGGACGUGGACGAGUGUGAGGAGGGAAUUAGAACGUGUAACACAAGUCUACAUCAGGUCUGUGUCAACGACCCGGGCUCAUCUCACUGCCAAUGUCUUUACGGAGGAAACAAUCUCACAAGCUGUAUUCGUCCGCAACCACCGAUUCAUAUCAAUGCGACAGAUGUCAAAGUGAAAGUGGAGAUAAGAUUUGGUGUAAAUGCUUCAAGAGAAGACUUCUUACAAAAUAGUACAAAAUGGCGAGGCGACAUCGAAAAGACGAUAAUGGAAUUCCACAAAGGUUUUCCAGGAUUUUCAACUCUCCGCGUGUUGUCAAUUAGAUUAGGAAGUAUUUUUGUGGACUAUGAAAUCGUAGGAGUCAAAACGCAAUCGAACAAAAUCAAGUUUGAAGUUGGCGUGGCAAACAGUAUGUUGAAAAUUCUAAAGGGGGAACACAACUUUAAGAUUUUGCAGCAAGAAGCUCGUGUCAUCGGAAUAACCAUGAAGGAUAAUAAUGGAUCAUCAACUACUUUUACAACCACUCCGUCGCCUUGUAAUUUGCUGAAUACAUUUUACGAAUGUCCUUCUGGGUACCACUGUAAAGACUCUUCAAACGAGGCAGAGUGUGUAUUGGAUGACUCUUCCGAUCUCGUUGUCAUCAUAAUCUCGGUUGGAGUGGGCGUUCCCCUUUUGAUAGCGGCAAUUGUGAUUAUCAUUCUUUGGAAGCGGUACCAGAGGAAGGCUCGGAAACUCAAAGACAAAUCCGGCCACGACGAAAAGCUCCCUGUGAUGCUCGCAGGGAAGAUUCCACGACCCAAACACUCACCUUCAAGUGAAUAUGACUUCAUAGACUCACAAUCAAUGUAUGAUAGCCGCUACACUGAUAUGGGGCGUAUGAAUCCCAAUUUUGCAGCGGACUAUCACAAAGACAGGAGAUUUGAAGCUGACGACGAGUUCCCUGUCAAAAGACCAAAUCUUGACCCUGGCAUGUAUCGUGCUUACUAAGAAGAUUGGAACUGAAUUGUCUUUUCCUUUUAUACUGUGCUAAAAAUAUAAGAAAUUGUUAAUAUGGGUUUAGCGUUAAACAUUUUUUUCAUUCUAUGAAAUUAUAUAAGGACAAUGAAUAAAAAAGAUAAAAUAAAUAAAUAUAGGAAUAAUCUUUAUUAAAUAGCAAGAUAUUAUUAACAUAAAAAAGAAACGAAAAUGAUGAAGAUUGCCAGUAAGUGUUUAGUUAUACUGUGAUAUAAAAUAAUUUUGUCAAUGAACACUCCUUGGCGAUUUCAAAACGCUUUCAAAAACAUUAACUUGGUAUAAUUGUUAAUUAUGAUUAUUAUGUAUUGAUUUUUAUUGUAAAUAAAUUGCUAAUA
Magallana angulata is the source of this 7919-nucleotide messenger RNA. RefSeq lists its product as uncharacterized. NCBI's taxonomy places the organism in Eukaryota, Metazoa, Mollusca, Bivalvia, Ostreida, Ostreidae. Bases 1 to 7557 code for a protein of 2518 amino acids. Gene Ontology annotation, biological process: cell-matrix adhesion. The record is from RefSeq and is a predicted model, not a curated record. Gene Ontology annotation, molecular function: protein binding; calcium ion binding. The transcript has 46 exons.